AUAAACCCCAAAAGAGUAGAUCUUUUAAUAAGCCAAAUAAAAUUAGGGAAAAAAAACACAUAAGUGCAAUAUACCUCUUUAUCCAUAUACCUUGUGCCCUGUGACAGUGAGCUUCAAAUGCUGCAUCUUCACCAUUCUCUUUCAAUUCACACAAACCAUUUGCACAAUCCUUCUAUAUUCUUCCUCAGCCAUUCAAGUACCUCAGUUUCUUGUUCUGGUUUAAAGAGAUGGGAUAUAAUCAAGAACACCAGAAAAAGAAGAAAAAAGUUUCCUUUGGUUGAAGCAGUGGAAAAAGAUUCUGAAUUUGAAGUUGACCAAGAUAAGGCCCGUGAAGCUUUGAGAAAACUUGAUGAAAAACUUCAGUCAAUUUCUCAGAAAAAAAUUGACCCUCCAAAAAUUAGAGCUACGGAUCUGAGCCGCGAUAGCUUUCAAAUGACAGAAGAGAAUAAAGAUCUUUCAGGAUCUUUCUUAAAUUCAUUAGCCUUUGGUCUCUUACUCUUCACUAUUUUCUACAAUAUACUCUUCGUUACUGUAAUCAAACCAGCAGUCGAUGGGCCAGAUUCAAUUCCAGAAAUAGACUUAACGCUUGAAACUCUACAAGCAGCACCAUUACAGCAGUUAUUAUCGGUACCUCGAGUUUCAAAAUGAGCUGUGACAUUGCAUUGUAUUGAGGCAGAAAGGCUGAAGCAACUGUAUAUUUCUUUUUUCAAAAUAGUAUUAUCUUGAUUUAGUCUGUUUAAUGAUGUAAAUCUCAGGAGAGUGAAACUGGUGUAUAUCAAUUUAUCAGCAGUACCUCAGUAUAUUUCAAAUUUGUUAAAAUUGCACUUUCUGUUACAGUGUUACUCA
This is a messenger RNA of Nicotiana tabacum (common tobacco), 846 nucleotides long. RefSeq lists its product as uncharacterized. The record is from RefSeq and is a predicted model, not a curated record. Lineage: Eukaryota; Viridiplantae; Streptophyta; Magnoliopsida; Solanales; Solanaceae. Gene Ontology annotation, cellular component: chloroplast thylakoid membrane.